UCUUCAGGGUAUUAAGCUGAGAAUACAGAGGAGGACAGGCUCAGACCUUUACCUCACUGCCUCAUUCUCCCUUCCAUGUGAACCUUCUGCAACGUUUCCUUCAUCCUGCCGCACCUCUCACCUGGCCAGCGCUGUCCGGACCAUGUCCGCUAAGCUCCUGCCGGUUUUCUUCCUCCUCUCAGUGUUCCACGCUUGUUCUAGAACGGUUGAAGACGAUGAAUAUGAAGAUGGAACAACUAACCAAAGUUGGGUUUUAGCUCCAAAAACCCAAGAUACAGAUGUGACUCUCAUACUAAACAAGCUGCUGAGAGAGUAUGACAAAAAGCUGCGGCCAGAUAUUGGAAUAAAACCGACAGUUAUUGAUGUUGACAUUUAUGUUAACAGCAUUGGUCCUGUAUCAUCAAUAAAUAUGGUAAGUGACUUACUUACAAAGAUUUUUAUCUGGAUUGCUGAUCUUGGCAUCAAUACUAACUUUUGAAAAAGACACUAAAUACCACAGUGAUAAGUUGUUUGAUUCUG
Molecule: messenger RNA, 519 nt
Organism: Camarhynchus parvulus
Lineage: Eukaryota; Metazoa; Chordata; Aves; Passeriformes; Thraupidae
Product: gamma-aminobutyric acid receptor subunit gamma-3-like
Exons: 3
Coding region: 143-478 (111 amino acids)
Biological process (GO): chloride transport; gamma-aminobutyric acid signaling pathway
Cellular component (GO): membrane
Molecular function (GO): extracellular ligand-gated monoatomic ion channel activity; GABA-A receptor activity
Source: RefSeq, a predicted model, not a curated record